Messenger RNA from Helianthus annuus (common sunflower), 573 nucleotides. RefSeq names its product neurofilament heavy polypeptide-like. The transcript has 2 exons. NCBI's taxonomy places the organism in Eukaryota, Viridiplantae, Streptophyta, Magnoliopsida, Asterales, Asteraceae. The record is from RefSeq and is a predicted model, not a curated record. The coding region runs from base 1 to 573 and encodes 190 amino acids.
AUGGACAAAGAGUCAAUGGUUUCCAAAACACUAGCAAAGGAGGAUGAUCCUAUUUUAGAUGAGUCCAGAUCUGCUGCUCAAACCUCUGUUGCUGAACCUACUGCUCCUGUUGAUCAUGACACCACGGCCGGUGUUGUGAAACCUACACUAGCCAAAUCCAAAAAGAAACCUGCCACAUCCAAAAAACCCACCAAAACCAAACAAAAUAAAGCGGGUCCUCUAGAAGAUGAGAUCCCAGAGGUACAAGAUACACAAGCAGACAUUAAGGCCAUUAAGGAACAUCUGGUCAAAAUUACUGGCUCAGCCCCUACAACAAUCAUUCAAGAUGAUGAUGAUGAUGCCAAAAAGAGGGAAAAAUAUUCACUGAGAAGAUUGCAGCCUGAUUCAAAAGCAAAACCAAAACCAAAGGUGCAACAAAAGUCAGAGUCUGCUCAACCAAAAACUUCUGUUAAAACAUUAGAGGCCAGAAAAGAAAAAGGGAUUGAUGAGACCCUUAAUAAGAUGGCUGAAGAAAUUGUUUUGGAAAAACAUAAUAAGCAAGAUACAAAGGAAAGCAAAGCCCUUCAAAUUUGA